UUUUUUUCCCCCAAAUUUAUAUUUUCAUCUUCUUUCUCUCUGAGUUUAAGGAAUUAGGGUUUCUAAUCUCUCUCUCUUUCUCUCGAGAAAUUUUUCUCUGUUUGGUUCUUGAUUCUUAAUAAAAGUUUGUUUUUUUUUAGCUUCGGUAACUUCGUUUUGUGGGUUUAAGCUUGGAUUCAAUCUUCAUCAUCAGCCAUGACUGAGUAUUGGGUAAGCCAAGGCAACAAAUGGUGUGAAUUCUGUAAGAUCUGGAUACAGAACAAUCCAACAAGUAUUAGAAACCAUGAUCUUGGUAAGCGUCACCGAGAAUGUGUUGAUAAGAAGCUCACUGAUAUGCGUGAGAAGAGUGCAGCCAAAGACAAAGAGCUCAAGAAAAACGAAAAAUUGCUUCAACAGAUCGAAGCUAAAGCAACUCGUAGCUAUCAGAAAGAUAUAGCAACUGCUCAACAAGUAGCUAAAGCUAACGGUGCACCGGAGGAUGGUACAUCUGAGAAUCAUCACCAAAGAGCGAAACGGUUGCUUCUUUUGAGUCACUCUCAGGUUGGAUGCUUGACAGUGCUUCGGGCUAUUAUUAUAACCAAACUAAUGGUCUGCACUAUGAUUCACAGUCUGGAUUCUAUUACAGUGACUCCAUAGGACAUUGGGUGACACAAGACGAGGCAUACGCUGCGGUUAAAACUUCAUCAGGAACCAAAGUACCUCUCGUUAAAAAGCCUGUACUUUCUUCAGAAGCUGGACCAAGUGUGGUGAAACCACCUGGUCGUCUUGUCACGGCUUCUUUAAACCCUAAAAGGGCUGUUAAAGGAGCUAUGUCAUCUGUUGAUCUUGGCAACAACAAGAGAAAGAGACCAGAUGAGAAACCGAAGAAAGUAUCUGCAGAAGAGAAAGCUGCAUUGAAGGCAAGAGAAGCUGCUAGGAAACGAGUUGAAGAUAGAGAAAAACCAUUGCUUGGUCUUUACAAUAGACCCUUUUGAUGCAUUGUUGGCUUGAUCUUCUGUAAAAGGGAGAGGCCAAGCAGAGAAGAGUGAUGACUGAUGAUUGAUCUCAUCGUGGCAGUGAUUUCAGUUAUUCCUAAAUGACGUUUAUUCCAAAACUCUCUAGUAUUCCUGGGAGCAUUGGUCUCGUGUUCUUCUAACUGUUGUUCAAGUCAUAUCAGUUUCCUCUUUGUUGUAAACACCUAUUCAAUUUUUUAGUUAAGAGUGAUUCAAGUCCCCACAUUU
Messenger RNA from Arabidopsis lyrata subsp. lyrata, 1220 nucleotides. Its product is annotated as zinc finger protein ZOP1. The record is from RefSeq and is a predicted model, not a curated record. The transcript has 6 exons. The coding region runs from base 196 to 636 and encodes 146 amino acids. NCBI's taxonomy places the organism in Eukaryota, Viridiplantae, Streptophyta, Magnoliopsida, Brassicales, Brassicaceae. Gene Ontology annotation, cellular component: nucleus; precatalytic spliceosome. Gene Ontology annotation, molecular function: zinc ion binding; RNA binding. Gene Ontology annotation, biological process: mRNA splicing, via spliceosome.